AUGCUUUUGAAGCACGGGGGCAGUCCUCCCCCAGCUGUGGCUGUGCACUCCCCUGGAAGCUCCACGGGGGAAUCCUGGAAGUCAGUCCCCCCCAUGCAGCAGCAGCAGCAGCAGCCCUCGGACCAGGGAGGGGUGGCCCCCUGUGAGCUCCCUUGCGAUGUGCUCGCUGCAUUCAUCUCGCCCGUGCAGCUGCCAUACUGCUCCCUUCCCCAGCAGCAGUCGCAGCAGCAGCAGCAGUUGCUGCUACGACACUCUGCCGUGCGGCCUUUUGAAGGCGCGUCUUCGCCAGUGCCUCCUGCGGGUUCAACAGAGGCGUCGAGGCAUCCAGAUGGGCGUGUCGGGCUAGAGGCCCCAGGAAGGGUCUCAUGGGGCCCCCUUGGGGGCCCCCCAGAGGAGGCGUCACGACGGGCACUGCCUAGCCACGCCUUUGGAGACGGCUGCUCAGAAGCCACGUCUGACGCAGCCCCUGCCGAUCGUGCAGCAGCCUUCAGAAAAGGCUCUCCAGCUGAGGCCGCUAGGGGGCCCAGGGGCCCCCCUUGGGGCCCCGUCGAACUCCCAAGCAGGGGCCCCCCUGGCCUCCUCGCCGUCGCCGCAUGGCUUGCAGCCCCCUACACAGCGCUGUCCCCUCAAGAAAAGGAAGCGCUGCUCCAGCAGCUGCAUCAGAACGAGCAAAUGCAGCAUCAAAUCCUCCGAAGCCUACAGCAGCAGCAAAGGCAGCAGCGACGCUGGAGGCGUCUGCUGGAAGCCUGUGAGGGACCGCCCCCCUCCCCAGUGAAUUCUCUCGAGGGUUCCUCGGCAGCACAGGCUGCGUUGCUGCCCUCUUCUGGAGCACUUUUUUCCACGCGGGUGUCUGCCUCGCAGCAAGGAGGGGCUCAGUUGUCUCUUAGAGAGCCUCUGGAGUCUUCUGAGAUCUCUCCGCAGACUGUCGCGGCAGCCGCUCCCACGGCUGCGGCCUGUGCGCCGUCUGGCGUUCCGGGGGCCCCCCCUCUAGGAAGGGGGGGGGCCCCCCCUAUUUGGGGCCUCUUUCCUUACGGGGGCAUGCAGGAACUCGCUGCCCCCCCGGCAAAGGCAGCAGCAGCAGCGGAGACUCCAACAGAGAGUUAUUGCCCCCCUCCCUCCGGGGAGCUGUCGACUAGCGCGGCGGCUGCUGCUCCUCCUCCUCAAGUUUCUUACGCGAUGCCUAGUGCGCUGUCGGGUCUGCAAGCUACCGCCUUGACGACUCCGGGGGAGACUUGCCCGCUCGCGUUUGCUGGGGAGGCUUUCGCGAGGGGAUGCCGCUCAGGAGCAGGAAAUGCCUUGCGGGGGCUUCCUGAGGGGCCCCUGCUGAGCGCGGAUACGCCUGUUGUUGAGCUGUCUGCUCAACAGUUCCAUGCUUCUCUGCCCGCUGUAGGCGCAGCAACAACAGGAGCAGAAACGAAAGGAGCAACAACGUCUUCACUUCCCUUUGCGUCCACGGGAGCAGCUGGGGUAGCCUGCGCAGUAGGGGGGGACUGUCGCUCUCUUUCUGAAGCGGCGUGCGCGUGCCUAGUCAUGCCGGAAGACAGCAGUGCUUCCCCUCCAGAAGGCUUCUGCGCAGUACCCCCCCCGUAUUCCAAGGCAGCCUCUGCUGGAGGGAGAUGUGUGAAGUUUGGAGAAGGAGGCCGUCGUCGGGCUGGACGACGCGUUGCUGGCAGGAGAGGUGGCAGACGCUCGAUGUGUGUUUCGGCUUGUGUGUUGAAAGGGGCUUUUGGAAACGCAAAUGUCGAUCCCAAACAGUCCAACAGCUCCCCCCUCGCUCUCAGCAGAAGCCCCUCAGUCGCUCGCACUGCUGCCUGCGCAGUUCUUGGAUUCGGCUCUGGCAUGCCUGUCCAAACAAAGCUGGCAGAGGAUCCUGUGAUAGGUCUGGUGAAUCUGGGAGGAGGGAGCUGCUUCCUCAAUGUAGUGUUGCAAUGCCUUGCGCAUAUACAGCCGCUUCGUGACUUUUACCUGCAUUACGGAACAAUGCUGCCUCCCUCGCAGCUCCUUGGUCGGCAAUACGAGGCAUACACGAGCUACUUGGAGGCUUCUCGGCAGCACGUGAGAAGACUGAAGCGAGGGCCCCACCAGCUUAUUCCUACGCCGACAUACACCACUUCUGUCACAUGGGAGCUGGCAGUGGUGAUAAACCACAUGUGGCGAUCACCGAGUAGCGUCCGCUUCCUGAAGCCUGAAGCUCUUUACCAAGUUUGCUGCCGCAUCAUGCCCGAUUUUGAUCCCCGAGAAAUGCAUGACAGCGAUGAAUUUCUACGCCUCCUCCUAGACUUCCUUGACGCCGAGCUGCGCGCAGCUGCUGCAGGCGUCCCCCUGCACAGGGCUUUGAUGAUGCAAGCUAUGCCCAAGAAGCUUAGCCGAUGGCCUUUUCGCCGCUCCGCGUCAAGCGAUGCUGCUGCUGCUGCUGCUGCUGCUGCUUCUGUUACGGCAUCGGGGCGUAUCGGUGGGGAAGCCGCUCUUCGCGCACACGGCGAGGCGAAUGGCGGCAACGUGCUGAAGGCUCCUGGGGAGGAAAAUACUCCCCAGACUGAGCUCUCGGCUGCAGCAACUGCACCAACCAGGGGGCACUCUGCAGAGGGAUACUAUCCUGCGGAUCUCUGUGAUAUAUCGACGCUUUUCUCCGUCUUCUUUGAAGGGGCCGAAGUUGACAAAGUGCGUUGCACGCGCUGCGGACGUUGCACAGCUACGCUGGUCCCCUUCAAGAGUCUCGCAGUGGCAAUGACUCGAGAGGCUCAGGAAGAAUCCUGCCAGCACGCGAGCCUUAGACUGAAGCCUGCUUCCUUCUUUCAUUUGCUGUCAAAAGUUGACCUCGUGGAAUGUCUCAACAGGCACUUUGCGGAUGACUGCGACUCCCUCAAGUUGUCUUCUGGCGAGGGGUACUUCUGUGAGCAGUGCAACUCCAAGCAAGAUGCAGUGAAGAGCUGCUCCCUAGUGCAAGAUCAUCUGCCUUUCAUUCUUUGCCUCACCCUCAAACGAUUCGUCCGUGGCAAGGAAACCUACAAAAUAUGGAACCCCGUUCACUUUGACGAUUUUGUGGAUCUCUCGCGAUAUGUCGAGGACUCUUCCGACGCAGACGCACCCCUCAUUAGCGAGGCUGCUUCAAGAACGCCCCCCAAGGCGGAAACGGGGGAGGCCUACACGGCGUCUUGGCGAUCUGGGAUCGAGGGCAAACCGACAUCGUCGAAUACACCCGCGUCAGACGAGGAGAGCCUCAACAAGGGGAGAGAAGCCCCUGCCUCGGAGGCUGCUUGUGCAGGUGUAUUACAGACCGCGGAAAAAAAGCCAGCCCAAGGGCCGUCGGCUCCCGAUGGCGCGCAUGCUCCUGCGGAGUCACGCACUGUCUCGACAGCUCGAAGAAACGAGCUUGAGCAACACGCGUCUAGGAGGUACACGUACAAGUUAGUGGCGCUUGUGGAGCAUGAAGGACCUGCUACUGAACAGGGGCACUACGUCUGUUACGUGAAACACAUUGGCUCCAAUGCGUGGUUCAGGGCAGACGAUAAAAUAGUGGAGCCCGUGGACUUGCAAAGGGUUCUCGUGGCGUGCCCUUACAUUCUUUUUUACCAGCGCCUUUCCUCUUCUGCGGAUUGCGCCGACUCGCAACACGCGGCAAGUGAAACGUGUGCUUCCCGGCAAUCUGCGGGUGCAGCGAACGAUGCAGUUGCAGGUGGUCAAAGCGACAAAGCAGGAGGAGGUCUGGGGCUUUCCAAACAGUUGACCAUUGCCAGCGGCCUCAGCAUGGGGCAGUGGCAAUCGUGGCAGCAACUGAUCAUUAGGCUGUUCACUUCCUCAAAUGUAGUUCCUAAAACUGGUGAGCUUGCAACCUGCGUUGGAUCUCGGAAUGUAAGGCAAGCUUCGCCGCACUCUUUGGCAACAGCUCUACAACAUGAGGGCUUAUUAGCCGAAUUAUGCGCUUUGCAUUUUUGCGCCUCUUGCCGUGCAGGUGAGAAGCCCGAGCCUGCGUCUAGGGGGCUUGCAAUGAACUGCUCCCUUCUAGAAUCGCAGGCCCAUCAUUUGAUGGGGGAGCAGGGUGCUCCCCCGGCGCUAGAAAUUUCAGACUGA
Molecule: messenger RNA, 4071 nt
Organism: Cyclospora cayetanensis
Lineage: Eukaryota; Apicomplexa; Conoidasida; Eucoccidiorida; Eimeriidae
Exons: 15
Coding region: 1-4071 (1356 amino acids)
Biological process (GO): protein deubiquitination
Molecular function (GO): cysteine-type deubiquitinase activity
Source: RefSeq, a predicted model, not a curated record